AUGCCCAGACAAACCAAACAGACAAAUACGCUUCUAGGGUUUGUUGACAUACCUAUUGAUGGUGAAGAGAAGCCAACCAUAGAAGAUACAUUUAUUGGAGGUGAGCCGUUAUGGUUUGAUCCUGCUUCUCCACCUCCGAAGAAGUUACUUUUAUGUAAAAAUUGUGAGGCACCAAUGAAAUUACUUUUACAGUCUUACUGUCCUUUGGCUAAUUCGAUAUACGAUAGAAUUAUCUAUGUGUUUACAUGUACAAAAGCACAAUGUCGAAGGAAGGCAGGUUCUGUCAGAGCAAUCCGUGCAGUGAAAAGAGAUCCAGAGGCCAUGAAGAAAAAUGAACUUGAAAUUAAAACAGAAGAGUACGAUAGGAAACAAGCAGAGGAAAAGGCAAAGCAGGAGAGGAUGAAGACUAAAGAACUAGCCAAGAAUAUAUUCACUUCUGGCAGCAAAGGUAACAGUUCCAAUCCGUUUGACUCAAAUCCGUUUUCUGCUCCUGAGCCAAAGAGUGCGAAUCCAUUUGAUGCACUCGAAAAGAAUGAGGACGAGGGCAGUAAAUCUGAACAUAAAUCUGUUGAAAUAAAGGCGGAAGGUUACAAGUCUUUGAUACCCAGAAAAAGCACCCUUCAAAAGCCAAAGGGGGAGCUAGAUAUAUCACUUGCAUCUUUCCCGGGCUUCUUUCUCUAUAUUGAAGACGAGAUAUUGGAUCCUUCGAAAUCUCUAGACACACAACUUCCUCCCGGCUUUACACCAGGUCAAUUAUCUCAGCAGGGAAAUUCAGCCUCAUCGGGAAAAGACAUUGGUCAGUCAAAGGAGCUUGAGGAAAUUUCGAAAGCCGUUGAUGAUCCUACAUUUAGGCAUUUCACAGAAAUUGUUUCAUACAAUCCAUCGCAGGUUUUCAGAUAUGAGUUUGGUGGUUCGCCUCUUCUUUACAACACCAAGGAUACAAUUUCGAAAGUCUUCUGUGAUAGUAAAGGCCGCUUAUUGGAUUCCUCGCAUUUUAGAAUUCCGAAUGCAGCAUAUCAUCCGAGUGGAUCAAGAGUGCUCGAAUUGCAGAUCAUGCCUCAAGCAAUUGAUGCACUAGAAUCGGAUGGCUCUAUUGAUAUCCUUAAAGAUGGUAUGGAGUGGGGUACAAUACUUGUUGGUAGUGAUGCUGAGGAUUACGCACCAGAUUCAUUCUUUGAUGAAAAUUACAUUGCAUAUGUUGAGGAAUGGUGUGGCGUGCAAUGGGAGGAGGAGGUGAAGAAUUAG
Brettanomyces bruxellensis is the source of this 1245-nucleotide messenger RNA. RefSeq lists its product as uncharacterized. The record is from RefSeq and is a predicted model, not a curated record. Gene Ontology annotation, biological process: maturation of SSU-rRNA. Gene Ontology annotation, cellular component: cytoplasm. NCBI's taxonomy places the organism in Eukaryota, Fungi, Ascomycota, Pichiomycetes, Pichiales, Pichiaceae. The coding region runs from base 1 to 1245 and encodes 414 amino acids. The transcript has a single exon.